ACCAUCGACCAUCCGCUGAAUCCUGGUCCCCCGAGACCACCAAAUCUCUUACGAAAAGCUUGGAAAUUCGAGUAGAAAGCCCAACCCUCUCUCUCUCCUCGUCGGAAGCCUAGCCCUAACCCUAGCUCCGGAGAUCGCCGGAAGAGGAGAUAGAUGGCGACGAUCAGCCUGCGGAAGGGGAACACGCGGCUGCCGCCGGAGGUGAACCGGGUGCUGUACGUGCGAAACCUGCCGUUCAACAUCUCUAGCGAGGAGAUGUACGACAUCUUCGGUAAGUACGGCGCCAUCCGCCAGAUCCGGAUCGGGACGAACAAGGACACCCGGGGCACCGCCUUUGUCGUCUACGAGGACAUCUACGACGCCAAGACCGCCGUCGACCACCUCUCCGGUUUCAACGUCGCCAACCGCUACCUCAUCGUCCUCUACUACCAGCAGGCCAAGAUGUCCAAGAAGGUCGACCAGAAGAAGAAGGAGGACGAGCUCGCCCGCAUGCAGGAGAAAUACGGCUUGUCUUCCAAAGAUAAGUAAACAUCACACUCGAACCCAGAACAGGUUGCAUAUCGGGGUUUCUUGAGAUGUGUCUUGCUCUAAAGAGGAGACUUUUAUAUCACUAGAACGAACUUGUAUGAUUGGAAUGCUUUUAUUAAAAAAAAAAUCGAAUCGUUAGUGGAUUUGACGACUUUUCUGUUGGUAUUUGUUUCAUCCUAUGCCAUGGACCGACUUUUGGAUGGUUUGUAUGUAUGAAUUUAUAUUCAGAUAUGUUUUUCUUCAUGUAGGUUUUUUAAAAUUA
Molecule: messenger RNA, 790 nt
Organism: Phoenix dactylifera (date palm)
Lineage: Eukaryota; Viridiplantae; Streptophyta; Magnoliopsida; Arecales; Arecaceae
Product: splicing factor 3B subunit 6-like protein
Biological process (GO): mRNA splicing, via spliceosome
Cellular component (GO): catalytic step 2 spliceosome; precatalytic spliceosome; U2 snRNP
Molecular function (GO): RNA binding
Source: RefSeq, a predicted model, not a curated record